CCACUACUCCACAAGUAUCACCAGUUAGGGGACCUCAUCAUAGCUGGCAUUAUUUCUCAGAUCUACGUAUCCUCUGAUCAGUUAACAUUCAAGAAUCAUCCUUCCCAAAAAGGAGUUGGUGAGAACUUCUAUUUCAGUGCCAGCAGGAUCUAUCACGCAUCGAUGGAACUUCUCUCCACACUGGGAACAUUCAUCCCUAACUACAAGUGUGACACCCACAACAAUCUGGUAGCUGCCAUUGGGGGACCUAGUGAGAGUGUCGUUCGCCACAUGGCAACCAUUCUGAGCACCUACAAGAUUCCACAGGUUAUGUAUGCUUCGGCGCCAAUUCAGAAUGACCGAACCCAAGCUGUUUUCUUCCACCAGAUGUUUCCAAAUGGGGCGCAUCAUUAUAUGGGGAUUCUCCAAUUACUGCUGCACUUCAGGUGGAUGUGGAUUGGGGUGAUUUAUUUAGAUGAUGACAAUGGAGAGAAUUUUGUCCACAAUGUGCUUCCCAUGUUUUCCCAGAGAAACAUCUGCUUUGAGUUCAUAGAGAGAUUCCCCAGCAUAACCUUUUCCAGUGAGGUUGCUGAAAUGAUGUUAGAAGGGUUGGAAAUAUUUAAUGUGGCCAUGAGAAGCUCGGCCAAUGUGUUCAUCAUGCAUGGCGAAACUCAAACCAUGACUAUUAUAAGAACGUUGCAACGCUUCUCAGUAUUCGAGGAUAUGCCCGUAAAGACUAAAGUUUGGGUUAUGACCGCCCAGAUGGAGUUCACAUCGCUUGCCUGUCAAAGAGGGUGGGACAUACACUUCAUACAUGGUGCAAUCUCUCUCUCAGUUCCCUCCAAGAAAUUACAAGGAUUCCAGGAAUUUAUUCGUAUGAGAAACCCUACACUGGAGAAUGAAGAUCACUUCCUCAGGGACUUCUGGGAAAAUGUAUUUGCCUGUUCUUUCCCUGAAUCCAUGAUAGACAAGAAUGUUGGGCAAAUUUGUACUGGAGAGGAGAAAUGGGAGAGUCUGCCAAAGUCUGUCUUUGAAAUGAGCUUGAUCAGCCACAGUCACAGCAUCUAUAAUGCUGUCUAUGCUGUAGCAUAUGCCUUGAAUGCCCUGGAUCAACACAAAUCGAAACCCUCAACAAUGGGGGAUAGAGAAAGACAGAAGCUUUUGAGUCAAAAGCCAUUGCAGCUCCACCUCCUUCUGAGAAGUGUCUCAUUUAACAGCAGUGCUGGGGAAAAGGUUGCCUUUAAUCAAAAUGGAGAGCUAAUAGCUGGAUUCGACAUUAUAAAUUGGGUCACAUUCCCAAACCAGUCUUUUCUUAGAGUCAAAGUUGGGGAGCUAGAACCUGGAGCUCCACACAACAUGCUCACCAUCCACGAAGAGGCUAUCAUAUGGCCCAGCAGGUUCAACCAGAUGGUGCCCCUUUCUGUGUGUAAUCCCCCUUGCCGUGCGGGUUAUAAUAGGAUGAAGAAGGAAGGGAAGCCAUUUUGCUGCUAUUACUGCAUUCCAUGUCCAGAAGGGAAGAUUUCAAACCAGACAGACGUGGAUGAGUGUUUCCAGUGUUCAGAAGAUCACUACCCAAACAAUGGCCAGGAUUCAUGCCUUCCAAAAGGCAUAAGUUUCCUGUCUUAUGAAGAGCCUUUAGGGAUCACUUUGGCUAUUUUUGCUCUCUCCUUUUCUUUCAUCACAGCUUUGGUGUUGGGAAGUUUCGUGAAGCACCAGAACACCCCCAUCGUCAAGGCCAACAACCGGAGCCUCUCCUACGUCCUCCUUGUCUCUCUCUUCCUGUGCUUCCUUUGUGCUUUGCUCUUCCUUGGGAGACCUGAGAAGGUGAUAUGCCUCAUCCGUCAUACUGCAUUUGGCCUCAUUUUCUCCAUGGCUGUUUCUUGUGUGUUGGCCAAAACCAUCACAGUGAUUCUCGCUUUCAUGGCUACCAAGCCAGGGUCGAGGAAGAGGAAAUGGUUGGGGAGAAGACUGGCCAGCUCUAUAGUGAUUUCCUGCUCCCUCAUUCAAGCCACUAUUUGCACUCUUUGGCUUGCAACCUUUCCUCCAUUCCCAGAUUUUGAUAUGCAUGCAGUUACUAGAGAAAUCAUUGUAGAAUGUAACGAAGGGUCUGGCACCAUGUUUUAUUGUGUCCUGGGCUUUAUGGGGUUCCUGGCAGUUGUGUGCUUCGCUGUGGCUUUCCUAGCUAGGAAGUUACCAGAUAGUUUCCACGAAACCAAAUCGAUCUUCUUUAGCAUGCUGAUCUUCUGCAGUGUUUGGAUGACAUUUGUUCCAGCUCACCUGAGUGCCAAGGGAAAACAUGUUGUGGCCGUAGAAAUCUUCUCCAUCUUGGCCUCCAGUGCUGGGUUACUGGGCUGUAUUUUCCUCCCCAAAUGCUACAUCCUUGUGCUGAGACCUGACCUGAACAAGAGAGAACAUCUAAGAAAGAGAAAAAAGUAA
Molecule: messenger RNA, 2415 nt
Organism: Eublepharis macularius
Lineage: Eukaryota; Metazoa; Chordata; Lepidosauria; Squamata; Eublepharidae
Product: vomeronasal type-2 receptor 26-like
Exons: 6
Coding region: 163-2415 (750 amino acids)
Biological process (GO): G protein-coupled receptor signaling pathway
Cellular component (GO): membrane
Molecular function (GO): G protein-coupled receptor activity
Source: RefSeq, a predicted model, not a curated record